Aspergillus uvarum CBS 121591 is the source of this 2162-nucleotide messenger RNA. RefSeq lists its product as uncharacterized. The record is from RefSeq and is a predicted model, not a curated record. NCBI's taxonomy places the organism in Eukaryota, Fungi, Ascomycota, Eurotiomycetes, Eurotiales, Aspergillaceae. Bases 100 to 1962 code for a protein of 620 amino acids. The transcript has a single exon.
CUCUUCCUCCCUCUCUUCUCUCUCUCCUCGUACCUCACCUUCUCUCAACCUGUGUGUGCCCGUCGCGCGUCAUCUCUCUAUCUAUGUGGCACACACACGAUGGCCCUCCCCGAACCUGGCCUUCCUACCCCCAAACUCCUCCGUGAAUCCACCGACCUUACCUUCUCCUCCGUCUUCACCAGCUCCAGCGCCCGCUCGUUCUCCUACACCCCCAACGCCGUGACCUUCACCCGCACCCGCACCCGUCUUCCUGCCAACAAACACAAAUACCGCAUCCUCCACCAGCCUCUGUUCCGCAAUUCUCUUCUCGCUGGCGUUGGAUACCUAGAGUUAGCCAAUGCGGCUGACUUUGCCGCCAAUGUCUGGAACGAGAUCCCCGUACCCCUGCACGCCAAGAUUCUGAUGGCGAUUGGCGGGCCUUGCGCUCUGUGCAUGACCCUGGUCGCAGCCCGGGAUAUGUACCUCAGUGCUGCCAAUGUGCGCUUGUUGCGUCAAGAGAGAGCCUUUCUCGCCGAUAGCAUCUCCACCAGUGCAUCAGCAGACCACACCAAGGACCAGGUUCACAAACCGGCCCCAGCCAGCGAGAAAAACACCAUCGACACGCUCAAUGAAUACAAGCACGGCGUCAAUACCCGAGAAGUCCUCACUGAAGUCAUCGAUCGCAUUCUUAUGGAUCUUCUCAUGGGAAUUGGUGCUCUUCUCGUGGGAAUCGGCACACUGCUCGCGAUAUGGGGCGCUGACCGGACCAUCUACCACGCCAGUAAUCUGUUGUCGGGGUACGUGGGCAAUGGGCUGGCUGCUGGCUUCGGCCUCGUCAAUGCUAUCUGGUCAGCAUAUCUGGUGUGGCGGUUCCAGCGGUGCUGGAAGGCGUGCGCUGCCUCGGCGGAGCCCUGUGCGACGGACGAGAAUCAAACUCGCCGGUUGAAACACGAGCUUCCGGCCUCGCUGAAGAACAAGCUCCGUGCUCGCAUGCGGGCCCUGCAGUUCCAUGCUGUGAUUAACGGGGUCAACGGAGUGGUGGCUGGUGCGGCGAGCAUGGUCACGGCGACCAUGUGGUACGGGUACGUGGUACUGGUGCCGUGCAUUGUGAGUCUGAUCCUCCUGAAUGUGUUCUGGAGAGCAAGACUUGGCUACGACCGAUCAUUGGGGACAUUCUCCACCGGGCUCGACUCGGAGUUGUGCACCACUGCCACUGCCACUGCUGCAAAUACUGUCCACACCACAAUCCCAGAAGACGACUCCUCCGCAGAUCACCCCGAGGGUGCGCAAUCUCAUACCUCACCCCCGCCAUCUCCCGAUGCACUCCCCCAUCACAAAGAAGAUGUUGAUCCCGACAGGCCCAACGAAGACGCCCUCUCUAUCCUUCUCACCGAGCUCGCAUACGUCAGCGAAAUGCAUCGUGCACUUCUACAUACCACCGAACCUCAGAAUCCUGGCUAUGACGACAGCAGCCACCAAGAAACCAAGAUCCUCCGAACUCUCCAGCUCCCCAUCACAACCCUCACCCCAACCACCCUUCUCGCCUUCAUCACCCACCACAACCUCUGGGAGAGCUUCUGCGUCUGGCUCAUUGAAAGCCAGAGCCAAGGCCCUUCGUUGUUCAGAAGGGUGUGGGAUAUUCUCCGCUUCCGCAGACGUCAAUCACCCACGACCAAAAUUACAGAGGAAGAACUAGACACCAUCCUUGGGCUGGGGACAGAUACAAGCCCCAAUGCUGUCUCCCCUCUAUUCACGUCCACAGGCUCAGGAGGAGCGGAGAAAGCUGCCCCAGUAGUAGCUACUGAAGUGACCCUCCACCCGGAUGACCUUCUCACCCGCUGCAAGGAUCAGACCCUCCUCGUCCGCAAAAUGAAGGCCUUUCUCGUCGGGAACGUGACCAGGUGCUUCGCCUACCGCGAGCGGUAUCUUCUGGAGAUGGUGGGGUACGCCAUCUGGAAGGAGUCUCUCGCCCCUUCCGGGUGAUUGAGAAGACCCCAAAGAAGACGGGACGGUCAUUCGAUAUGACCGGAUCCUCUCUCAACCAUUGUGCAGGACACAUCACGACAAAACCAUCAAUGCUGAGCAUCAUGACCAUCUUCAGAGGGCGUCAAGGGUCCUUUCCUUGCCUCUACCGUAUAUAUAUGAACUUUAGAAGUCAAAAGAUCAUAGAUAACUUGUCUAAU